Molecule: messenger RNA, 1577 nt
Organism: Culex quinquefasciatus (southern house mosquito)
Lineage: Eukaryota; Metazoa; Arthropoda; Insecta; Diptera; Culicidae
Exons: 6
Coding region: 684-1577 (297 amino acids)
Source: RefSeq, a predicted model, not a curated record
UCUAAGCUUCAUUUUAGGACCCAAUUGGUGAACGUGUAAUGUAACUUUCUUCGACGUUUCGUUCGCACAUGUGUCGUGUUCUUUAAAUUGUGCCAGUUCGUGCAUAUUUUGUAAAAAUUCAAAAAUUUUAAGCAGGUUUAAGUAAAAGCGGUUAAUACUCAUUUAAUAAAACAGUCAACGAAAAUGGACAACAAUCAGGACCUCGAGAAUCCUCUCUGGAAAGUUUUGGAAGUUAUGGGGCCAAUUCCUACAGCAAUUAAAUCUUUUCUAACAUCACUUGGUUACGAUAGUUAUGUUGCAUUAAGAAGUAUAACGGAUAGUGAACUGAGUUCGUUGCCCAAGGAGAAAGGCCUGUUGCCGGGACAUGUAGCCGUUCUGCGCGGAUAUCGCGAUCUCGUUGUUAGCACGAGCUGGGAAAAGCUUGCUUGCCGUUCACGCCAGGUUGAGACACAACUCGUGUCCCGCCCUGAUACACCGGAGAAUCCUCUGAAAAAAGUUGUUCUUGACGAGAAAAUAGAACAAGAACUUCUGGAGAAGUUCAGGGCCCGGUUGGCUCAAUGGGUCAAGGUAGAUGGGAAUGAGUCGCAUAAAUUUGUGCAAAAAAUGACUUCCAAUUGCGCAUCAUUGCCACGGAACACGAGCGAAAAGUCGGGGCAAUCUGUCCGUUUUGCAAAUCGUUGAUAAUGCUUUUCUACACCAUAACCAGCAAAACAUCCUUUAAAGUAGUGAUUGCAAACUUUAUCAAACACUAUCAUACACAACACCCAGCGUCCAAUCUAACGGGUUCAAAAACGAAGCAAACCAGCUUGCUAGACAUGAUUAAGCCCUCGAGCUCGAAGCGUAAAGCUGAUUUCGAUGAUGAACGGGGCGAACGUGCAUCUAAAGUUCUUGUUGUAGAGAUCGAGAGUACCGGUGACCAAAACGGACAAAAAAGAGAUAUGAUCGACAUGGUUGAGGAAGAGGAAUGGAUCGACGAAGAAGUUAAUUCAGCCGCCACUCUAAACCUUAAUAAUUGUAUUAUUCAUGAGGCACAUCUCCACGAAGAGAAAUCAACCAAGAAUCGGUCGAAGAGUCGUUUAUUUAAAUUAAGUAACCAGUACGACGUAAAACAAUCGAGCAUAACAGAUCACUUUACGAGGUUAGCUGCGGAAGAUAAACAGAAAAGCGUGGGAAAUAUCCCGAGUUACGAUGUACUAGCUGAGGACGACAAAAACAAAAAGCGCAACAAAUUCAUUGAGAUGCUGCUGGAAAUUUGCGAAAAACAGCAAAAGGCAUAUUACUCGAAGCAAAUGGCUGACGUGCCCGAAGGAGUUCUGAGGACAAAGGAGCUGGUGACCUAUAUCGAAGAAAACAAUUUGUCUCCCUACGUGUUUCUGUCGGAAGAUGCCACCGCUAUCACGGGAAGAAUAGAGUGCGAUAAGAAAACAAACCGUAUAUUUGGUAUCGUACACGAAGACGAUCCCAUCACCGGAAUGCCAGUAGUGCGAGGAACGGAAGUACACGGCGGACUAGACAUCAAGAAACUUCUCAGCUCCGGCAAACAGGCCACGGAUCGUAUGCAAUGGGCAAAACAAUGA